AUGGAUUACUUCGAUGAAACCUAUCCUGAAGAUAUCCGAGACUUUUUAAACUCUCUUCUCAAAAAAGCACUGGGAUGGGCUCGUGUCGCAUCAACUGUGCAGAUUAUCACAAGUUGCAUUGGUUGCUUUUUGAAUGUCUUUCAUGUUUUUAUACUUUUUCGGAAGGAGUUGAGAAGUCAGGCGACAAAUAUAUUGAUUAUUGGAAUUGCAGUAAGUGAUUUCGUGUAUUUGUUGUACUACGUAGAUGGUGCGACGUGGGAUUGGUUGAAAAGCGGGGUGCCACAGGAGUGCAUUCCCCCCGAUUCUCUAAUCCAUCAAAUCUGGACCUGGGUACUGUUCAUAUUCAAAGACGCGCUCCGCCGAGUAUCUUCAUGGCUUGCCGUUGGCUUAAUUCUUCAACUCAUGAAAGCGAGAGACGGGAGGAGGAUUUUAAUGAGGAAAGAUGAGGAACACGAGAUGCUACACAUCACAAGACUUAUUAUCUGCAUGACUAUCGCAUACUUUUUGGCUGAAACUCCAGUGGGUAUCUCCUAUUUUUGUCUAUCGGUUUUGAUCGGUGAUGAACAUGGUUAUGGGCUGCAAUUUCUUGUCAACUAUAUCACUAUAAUACUCAACACAUUUCUUGUAAUACAUUCUUCCAUUCAUUGUUUUUUCUGCUUCUUCCUGUCUUCUGAAUACCGUAAAACGAUUGGGUCGCUGUUCGGGUGCACAACUGGUCGAAAUGGAGUUGGAAGUUCUAGAAAUUUGAGUACAAGCUCUUGA
Messenger RNA from Caenorhabditis remanei, 762 nucleotides. RefSeq lists its product as uncharacterized. Gene Ontology annotation, molecular function: G protein-coupled peptide receptor activity. The transcript is spliced from 4 exons. The record is from RefSeq and is a predicted model, not a curated record. NCBI's taxonomy places the organism in Eukaryota, Metazoa, Nematoda, Chromadorea, Rhabditida, Rhabditidae. The coding region runs from base 1 to 762 and encodes 253 amino acids.